Fusarium coffeatum is the source of this 1491-nucleotide messenger RNA. RefSeq lists its product as uncharacterized. Gene Ontology annotation, biological process: transmembrane transport. The record is from RefSeq and is a predicted model, not a curated record. The transcript has 4 exons. Bases 1 to 1491 code for a protein of 496 amino acids. Gene Ontology annotation, cellular component: membrane. NCBI's taxonomy places the organism in Eukaryota, Fungi, Ascomycota, Sordariomycetes, Hypocreales, Nectriaceae. Gene Ontology annotation, molecular function: transmembrane transporter activity.
AUGGACAACGCCAAACCGACCGUCCAGAUGGACGAAGGCGACCAUGCUCCAACCAACCAAGCAUACAACUUCCCCUCCCAAACCGAAGAAUGGCAGAAAGACUUCGAGAAGAAACUCCUCCGCAAAGUAGACUUGCGUCUCAUGCCCACGCUCGUAAUAAUGUAUCUACUCAAUUUUCUCGACCGAUCCAACCUCGCGCAAGCAAGACAAGGUUCCCUCGAAGAGGAUCUGGGCAUGUCUGGCACAGAUUUCAAUCUUGCGACAUCGAUUUUCUUCGUCGGAUACCUCCUCAUGCAAUUGCCAUCGAACCUCAUCCUUACAAAAGUGCGACCGUCGAUUUAUUUGAGCGCGAGUUGUUGCCUUUGGGGCGUUGUUUCGACGUGUAAUGCUGGCGCGCAGAAGUUUACGCAUUUGAUCGUCAUUCGAUUCUUCCUUGGUUUUGUGGAGGCGCCUUUCUUCCCUGGUGCUGUGUUUCUGAUGAGCUCUUGGUAUACCCGUGCCGAAUUGACGCGAAGGAUUGCGUGGUUGUACUCUGGAAAUGCGUUGGCGAAUAUGUUUGGUGGUGUACUUGGCGCUGCCAUCCUGGGUGAUCUUGACGGUGCACACGGAAAGGCAGGUUGGAGAUGGCUCUUCAUUAUCGAAGGUGUAGCAGCCAUCGGCUUCUCACUAAUCGCCAUGUUCAUCCUCCCCAACUACCCCCACACCACAAAGUGGCUCACCGAAGAAGAACGCGCCUUCGCAGCAUGGCGUCUAACAAAAGACAUCAACGAAGAGGACGCCUACGGAGAAAAGUCCAUGUGGGACGGUGUCAAGAUGGCUGUUCGCGAUUACCGUCUUUACCUCUUCGUUCUUCUGCAGCAUGUCAGUUUGGUCUCGCAGACAUUUCAGUAUUUCUUUCCUACGAUCGUGGGAACUCUGGGUUAUGGAAAGAUUGAGACGCUUUGGCUUACGGCUCCCGCUUGGUUUGCGACGUUCCUGUUGUCUGUUGGUGUGACGAUGAGUUCGGCCAAGACGAAUGAUCGAUCGCUGCAUAUCAUCUGUCUUAUGCUCUUGGCUGCUGUUGGAAACGCGAUCGCAGCAGGAACUACAGUGGUCGGAGCUCGAUUCUUCGCCAUGUUCCUCAUGCCCAUGGGUGCUGUAUCAUCCUACCAGAUCAUCGUCUCAUGGGUCGCAAACUCCUUCCCCCGUCCCCUGGUCAAGCGGUCCGCCUGUAUCGCCAUUUGCAACAUGAUCGGCAACACAGCCAGUAUCUACGGCUCAUACAUGUAUCCUAGCAGCGACGGCCCCCAAUACAAACCAGGUGGUAGCGCCAAUGCCGCUAUUUGCGUUCUCGUCGCGCUGUUGGCUCUUAUGCUGCGUUAUGUGCACAAGUGGGAGAACAAGAAGUUGGAUAAGUUGGAAAAUGAGGCUAAUGCUGCUGGAAACGAGAACGGAAAGGGUGACUUAGCUGUGGCGGAGACGAGACAGUCUGGAUUCAGGUACAUUUACUAG